AUGAACCAAUCGUCAUCCAUCGUACAACAGCAAUUGCUCACGCAAUUGCAAUCGUAUUUACCCUUGCAAUGGCAGUCUCAACUGGAAUCCCCAUUGCUAAUGGCCACGCAAUUGCUAGCGCAAUUGCGUGCCCAUUACAACCAGGCAUCCCCCAUAGAUCUCAUCAAAGAUUACCUCUUCCUCCUGCUCAUCUACAAAUCCCUCCAUUUUUUCUGCAAAAACUUGUACAUGUACGGUCCCCUCGGCUCGCUUAAAAAAAUCCAUCAUAUCGUAUCCAAAAAAUUCUUUAAUUUCAUUCUGCAUUCCAUCUUGACUUCCAAAGUAGACAAAGAAAUCUCAAAGGCUCUAGACACCAUCCAAGAAGAAUUGAUCAGAGACGACCCUUCACUGUUGAGUUUCCCAGCAUUACCUUCCAAGGGACUUUCCCACGAGGAAAUCAUGCAAGAAGUUGAUAGAAUGCAAGCCAUCAUUCCUCAUUCCAAUUGGGAAGACGGUAGAGUCUCAGGGGCUGUUUAUCAUGGCGGUAAACAGUUGAUUCAUUUGCAAAGUAUUGUUUAUGAGAAGUUUUGUGUGGCUAACCAAUUACAUCCAGAUGUUUUCCCUGCAGUCAGAAAGAUGGAAUCCGAGAUUGUUUCCAUGGUUUUGAAUAUGUUCAAUGCUCCAUCCACCGGAUGCGGUACUUCCACUUCCGGUGGUACUGAAUCUUUACUUCUUGCAUGUUUGAGUGCAAAGAUGUAUGCUUAUCAUCACAGAGGCAUACGUAAACCGGAAAUGAUUGCUCCAAUCACUGCUCAUGCUGGUUUUGACAAAGCUUCCUAUUAUUUCGGUAUUAAAUUACAUCAUGUCGAAUUGGACCCCGUCACUUUCCAAGUUGAUUUGAAAAAAGUUAAACGUUUAAUUAAUAAAAAUACCAUCUUGUUAGUUGGAUCGGCUCCUAAUUAUCCUCAUGGGAUUAUAGAUGAUAUUGAAGGGUUAAGUGUCUUGGCCACUCGUUAUAAUAUCCCGUUACAUGUCGAUUGUUGUUUGGGUUCAUUUAUCAUUGCCUUUAUGGAAAAAGCUGGGUUCCAUGAUUUACCACUUUUCGAUUUCAGAUUACCUGGUGUCACUUCCAUCUCAUGUGACACUCAUAAAUAUGGGUUUGCCCCCAAGGGUUCCUCUACAAUCAUGUAUAGAACCCCAGAAUUAAGACAACAGCAAUAUUACGUAGAUCCUCAUUGGACUGGUGGAUUAUACGGUUCUCCAACUUUAGCAGGUUCAAGACCAGGUGCUCUAAUGGCUGGUUGUUGGGCUACUAUGGUGAAUAUCGGUGAUGACGGCUAUACCAAAUCAAGUCAUGAUUUGGUCACCAUUGCAAGAAGAAUGAAAAAAUUCAUCCAAGAAAAUAUUAAACAAGUCCAAAUCAUUGGUGAUCCAUUAUUGACUGUUGUUGCAUUGAGAUCAAACGUCAUCGAUAUUCAUGAGAUGGCCGAUAAAAUGUCCAAGAAAGGUUGGCAUUUAUGUUCAUUACAAAGACCGGCCUCUGUCCAUAUCUGUGUCACCAGAAGUAAUUUCGACAAGAUAGACGAAACGCUAAGAGUCUUGAAAGAAGUCGCCGACGAGAUGGCUGCAGAUCCAAAUGCCAAACCUUCAAGUGCAGGUACAAGUGCUCUAUACGGUGUUGCUGGAUCUGUAAAGACUACAGGUGUCGUUGACAAGAUGAUUGUAGGCUUCUUAGAUGCCUUGUACAAAUUAAGUCCUGAAGAGUUUGAAAAUACAAAAUCCAAAGAUCAUGCAAGAAAAUACUAA
This is a messenger RNA of Henningerozyma blattae CBS 6284, 1785 nucleotides long. RefSeq names its product sphinganine-1-phosphate aldolase DPL1 (gene DPL1). The coding region runs from base 1 to 1785 and encodes 594 amino acids. NCBI's taxonomy places the organism in Eukaryota, Fungi, Ascomycota, Saccharomycetes, Saccharomycetales, Saccharomycetaceae. Gene Ontology annotation, molecular function: sphinganine-1-phosphate aldolase activity; pyridoxal phosphate binding. Gene Ontology annotation, cellular component: endoplasmic reticulum. The record is from RefSeq and is a predicted model, not a curated record. The transcript has a single exon. Gene Ontology annotation, biological process: sphingolipid catabolic process; carboxylic acid metabolic process.